Humulus lupulus (European hop) is the source of this 939-nucleotide messenger RNA. RefSeq names its product large ribosomal subunit protein uL6. The transcript has 3 exons. NCBI's taxonomy places the organism in Eukaryota, Viridiplantae, Streptophyta, Magnoliopsida, Rosales, Cannabaceae. Gene Ontology annotation, molecular function: rRNA binding; structural constituent of ribosome. The coding region runs from base 74 to 655 and encodes 193 amino acids. Gene Ontology annotation, biological process: cytoplasmic translation. Gene Ontology annotation, cellular component: ribosome; cytosolic large ribosomal subunit. The record is from RefSeq and is a predicted model, not a curated record.
UAGGCUGCCUCUCCAUUUUCGCUUACAGCCGAGUUAGCAGAGAGAGAGUGUGUGAGAGAGAAAGACAGUAGAGAUGAAGACCAUUCUGUCGUCGGAGACCAUGGACAUCCCUGACGGGGUCCAGAUCAAGGUCCACGCCAAGAUCAUCGAGGUUGAGGGACCUCGAGGCAAGCUCGUCCGUAACUUCAAGCAUCUCAACCUCGAUUUCGAGCUAAUCACCGACGAGGAGGGAAAGCGUAAGCUUAAGAUCGAGUCCUGGUUCGGCUCCCGCAAGACCAGCGCCGCCAUCCGUACUGCUCUCAGCCACGUUGAGAAUCUCAUCACCGGUGUCACCAAGGGUUACCGAUACAAGAUGCGUUUCGUGUAUGCCCAUUUUCCCAUUAACGCUUCCAUCACCAACAGCAACAAGUCUAUUGAGAUCCGUAACUUUUUGGGCGAGAAAAAGGUGAGAAAGGUGGAUAUGCUUGACGGAGUCACUAUCCUCCGAUCUGAGAAGGUCAAGGAUGAGCUUGUUUUGGAUGGUAAUGAUAUUGAACUUGUUUCAAGAUCUUGCUCCCUGAUUAACCAGAAAUGCCAUGUCAAGAACAAGGAUAUCAGGAAGUUUCUUGACGGUAUCUAUGUCAGCGAGAAGGGAACUAUCACUGUGGAAGAAUGAUCAAGUGGUGUUAUAGGAAUACUCUUUUUAGUCUUUUGAAGUAGUUUAUUUUCUUGAUGUGGCUGGCUAGUUCUAUUUAAUUGCGGGUUUUGUCUGAACGACUUCUAUAAGCUUGUUUGAAAUUGAGAUUGGGAUCGACAAUUUUGUGUUAUUAUAGUUAUCAUAAUUUCUUUUUCGUUUUAACUUGUUUCAUUUCAUAUUUAACUAUGUUCAGGGGUUUGUUUAAUCCUCUGUUCAAGUGUUCUCUUGCUUCUUCGAUUUAUAUAAUUUGUGUUUAUUUUGAA